Monopterus albus (swamp eel) is the source of this 1031-nucleotide messenger RNA. Its product is annotated as DNA-directed RNA polymerase II subunit 1-like. The transcript is spliced from 4 exons. The coding region runs from base 78 to 827 and encodes 249 amino acids. The record is from RefSeq and is a predicted model, not a curated record. Lineage: Eukaryota; Metazoa; Chordata; Actinopteri; Synbranchiformes; Synbranchidae. Gene Ontology annotation, cellular component: plasma membrane.
CAUUUCCAUUUAUCUAUUGAUCUUCAGAGGAGAAGUGUCAAGGAUUUUACACUCUGACUCCAGGAUCUGAGAAAGCCAUGAUGUGGCUGUCGCUCUCACUGGAGCUCAUGUAUUUAGGUCUGCUGCUGAUCAGCUCCACACUGCUGUCUGUGCAGCUGUGCAUCAGGGCCUGGUUUCCCUCCACGCAACGCUGGGGCCAGCUGCUCAACGCCUUUGCUGCCGUCUUCACAAUCCUCGGAGGUCUGCUCGGGAUGGUGGGUCACAUGAUGUACAUGCAGGUGUUUCAGACCACUGCCUCAAUGGGACCAGAAGACUUCAAGCCUCACAGCUACGGCUACUCCUGGGCCUUCUAUGUGGCCUGGUUAGCGUUUACCGUCUGCAUGUCAGCCGGCAUCUCCACUCUCAACAACUACACCAAGAAGAUCCUGAUGGUGGGACCCAGGCGUAACUCCGGGCUCAACCCCUGCAGCUUUAACUUCAUGGGGCUCCUGCCUCCAGCUCCUUACUACGCCCCUCCAAACCCUGGCAUUGGCCUGGCCUGUCCCCCGUCUCCCCCCAUGAUCUCCCACCUGUCUCCCUUCUACGAGCCCCCGUCAGUGGCAUUAGCUGCCUCCGCUCCGAGGCUCACCCACUCCCACUCCCUACCUUUCGCCCUCUCUGACUCCUUCCGUCCUCCCCCCUCUCAUCCUGCGACUGCGUCCCCAUUCCACUGCCCUUCACUCCCCUCUCCGUCUUCGUCACCUACGCUGUCCAUCUCUGUCAACAUGGCCCUGGCGGGACAGCAGGAGGACUGUUACGAGCCAGAGGACGACUGCAGCCCGCUGUGAGCUGUUCCUUUAGAGGAGCUCACCACCAAGGCAGUUUAAAGUUUAUUUUCUCGUUAUGUGCUCAGCAGCAGUGCAUGCUGGGAGUUAGCUAUGGUCAUAAUCACUCUGCUCCAGUAUAGAAGGGGCAAAUAGAUACAGACCUCAAGAUGAUCAAGACAACCACUGUUUUGUAAACUGAGCGAAAUACAGAAAUGCUUCAGAAUA